AUGACUGUUAUGUUUAAUAUCGUAAUGCUAACCCUAUUAAUAUUUUGUAAUUUGUCUAAUUUAGGCCUACAGCUUACAAGGGAUAUGUGUAAUGGUAAACUUGAAGGAGGUCAAAUAGGGUCUUGUGAAAUUACCUUUUACCCUGGUUCUGUUGAUGGUGGUAACCAUAUGGCAGAUACACAGACUGCAGGGAGUGUAAGUUUGUUGAUUCAAGCAGCAUUACCUUGUGCAGCUUUUGCCAGCUCUCCAACUCGUUUGAUCCUGCGUGGAGGCACGAAUGCUGAUAUGGCACCCCAGGUUGACUACACUAUACAUGUGUUCAGAAAAGUGAGUGCCUGGUUUGGACUUAACUUCAAGCUGUUUUUAAAGACUAGGGGCUUUUAUCCUCAAGGAGGUGGUGAAGUCUCUCUUGAAGUGAAACCAUCAAAUGAAGGUCUGUGGGCGGCUGAUUUUACAGACUUUGGAGAAGUGGCAUCAGUUUAUGGGAAGUCUUAUGUUGCAGGAACACUUCCAGUAAAGGUGGCACAUAAGAUGGCAGAUUCAGCAGAACACAUAUUGAUGGAAGAAUUGCCCAGAGGAGUACCAAUAAAUAUUGAGAGAAUUAAGGAGCAACCUGGAAGAGCUGUGGGGAAUGGAUCAGGCAUAGUGUUGUGGGCAGAAACCACUACAGGGUGUGUUCUAGGGGGUUCAGGUUUAGGAAAGAGAGAUAGAGUGGCUGAAGAUGUUGGUGCAGCAGCUGCUAAUGAGAUACUGGAAAGCAUAAGGCGAAGAGCUUGUGUAGACUCUCAUUCACAGGAUCAACAUUAG
Messenger RNA from Macrobrachium nipponense, 807 nucleotides. RefSeq names its product RNA 3'-terminal phosphate cyclase-like (gene Rtca). Gene Ontology annotation, biological process: RNA processing. The coding region runs from base 1 to 807 and encodes 268 amino acids. Lineage: Eukaryota; Metazoa; Arthropoda; Malacostraca; Decapoda; Palaemonidae. The record is from RefSeq and is a predicted model, not a curated record. Gene Ontology annotation, cellular component: nucleus. The transcript has 7 exons. Gene Ontology annotation, molecular function: RNA-3'-phosphate cyclase activity.